Liolophura sinensis is the source of this 2156-nucleotide messenger RNA. Its product is annotated as N-acetylglucosamine-1-phosphodiester alpha-N-acetylglucosaminidase-like. Gene Ontology annotation, biological process: secretion of lysosomal enzymes. The record is from RefSeq and is a predicted model, not a curated record. Bases 97 to 2001 code for a protein of 634 amino acids. The transcript has 11 exons. NCBI's taxonomy places the organism in Eukaryota, Metazoa, Mollusca, Polyplacophora, Chitonida, Chitonidae.
ACAGACGUGUCAAUGUCAGGCGGAAUAAUGAAAGUGUUUUCUAGUUUUAUUGACUUGACACGCUUUGAACGUCAUAUAUUUUAGCCAUGCACUGUUAUGUAUCUCUUCUCGAACGCACUUGACAUGGUCACAUUACGAAAUGCGCCAAGACAGCUGACAUUCCUGGUGUUGUGGCUAAAUACUGUGGUUAAUCUGUGCCACGGAAAUGGGGCACUCCAUGAUGCUGACAACACGAAUCGCGUCCGAAAUGAACCUCUUGGAUCAGUCGAAGAUCCUAUGGAAGGCAUGGAUAUCUUGUCACCCUACAAAUUCCAUCAUGGACCUAGACAUGGAAAUCGCCACAUUCGAGAAUGCCAGAAAAUAAAGUAUGGGAAUUCAACCUAUUCUUUUGUGGCUCCACAUGGACUCCUAUCAAGGGAGAUUACUCUUCCAAUUGCAAACACAAAACUUGUUGUUAAGGAAGUAGGAGAAUACUGGAAUAAGCGUCGUGUACAUGGUCACGUGACAUUUGUUAACAAUCCUGUGCAGACAGUUGCAGUGUUAGAGCCACUUCAUCAGGGAACCUGUCAGAAAGGAGGCGCAGAGCGAGCAACGGUGAUCAAAAGUGCUGAGCAGAGAAACUGUCUAGUUGCAAUUAAUGCAGGGUUCUUCAAUACAAAAACAGGGGAAUGCCUUGGAAAUGUUGUCAGUGAUGGAAGACUUGUGCAGGACUCUGGAGGAAUUCAAAAUGCUCAUUUUGGAAUUUUAAAAAAUGGAAGUUUAUUUUUUGGAUAUCUAUCUGAAUCCUUCCUAUUGGAGACGGAUUUUUUACAACUUGUGGGUGGAGUGUUUUGGGUGAUACGAGAUGGAGAGAGCCACCUAAAUGAGAGUAUAUACCUGGAAUGUGAAGACACAGAGGAAACAGGAACAUUGCAGACAUUUGCAGAUGUUAACUCUGCCCGGACUGUGAUAGGUGUGGACAAGGAUGGUCGUGUGAUCAUUGUACAGAUGGAUGGCAAAACCCACAGUAAUGGAAUGACCAUGUGGGAGAUGGUGGACUUCCUGCUUACACUGGGUGUGGUUAAUGCCAUUAACCUGGAUGGAGGUGGAUCAGCCACUUUUGUUGUGAAUGGAACCCUAGCUAACUACCCCACAGAUAUCUGCAAACAUGACAAAGAGUAUCGCUGUGCCAGGAAAGUUUCCACCAUUGUCUGUGUCCACCAACCAGAUUGCUCACCAGUCAACUGCAGUGACCACGGUCAGUGUGUCCUGGGUCAGUGUGAGUGUGAGGAGUACUGGGAGGGUCAAGCCUGUGAUCGUCUUAUUUGUCCACACAACUGCCAUGACCAUGGAGAGUGUACCUCAGGAGGAUGUAAGUGUGAUAAAGGCUGGCUGGGUAAGACCUGUGACACUAGCUGUCCCCAGGGACAGUAUGGUCUGCAGUGCUCUGAGCGCUGUAAGUGUGAGCACGGAGCCUCUUGUAACUCCAUCACUGGAGUGUGUGACUGUCCGCCAGGGUAUACUGGUGCACACUGUGAUAAAGAAUGCCCGUACGGUUAUUUUGGCCGUCAAUGUAUCGGGGAAUGUUAUUGCCCUAAUGACUGUACCUGUGAUCCCAUCACCGGCAGCUGCCAAUACUCACUCAACAAAACAAGCCUCCUGACAGCUGCUACAUGUUUGAUGAGUCAGAUGAUUGCAGAGCGACACCUGGUGGUUGAUCAGCCAGAGCAGUACAGACUGUGCCUCAUUAGCAUCAUCCUGAUCAGUAUCCUGGCAGCUUGCAGCAUUGUCCUCAACAUCUCACUGGUCUGUGCUCAGUGCGUGUGCAGUAAGAGACGGCGUUCACGAAGCAAGCGGGUUUACCGGCAUGCCGUGUCUGAAGAGAGUGCAAAUGAGGGGGACGGGGAGGAUUCUAGUGGGGAGAAAAGUCAAAUUGAGGAGGAAAGUAGCUUUAUCACACGUCCUCCCCGAAGUAAGCUUGGCAGCAACAAGUAUGACUCUAUACCACUGAGUGAUUCAUGAGUGCCUGCUGUUUGAUUCACCAGAUCUGUCAAAUUAUCAGGAUGGUUUGAACUAAAAGCACCACUCCCACAAUACAUGUACCGAGUUAUUCACCAGGGUUGUGGAGCAGCGAGUUCUGCACCUACAAUAUAUGUACCUAGUUAUUCACCAGGUCU